Messenger RNA from Pediculus humanus corporis (human body louse), 795 nucleotides. Its product is annotated as leucine-rich repeat-containing protein, putative. The transcript is spliced from 6 exons. NCBI's taxonomy places the organism in Eukaryota, Metazoa, Arthropoda, Insecta, Psocodea, Pediculidae. The record is from RefSeq and is a predicted model, not a curated record. The coding region runs from base 1 to 795 and encodes 264 amino acids. Gene Ontology annotation, molecular function: protein binding.
AUGCCUGAUAAAAAAAUUGAUUAUAAAGCUCGUUUAGAGAAAAAAUUAUGCCUUGCAAGAGAAAUUCCAGAGCCUGUUUUUGAUUUAUCGGAUUGUAAUUUAAAACGAAUACCUAGUAAUAUUUUUUCACUUUGUAAAGUAUUUCGAAAGGACGCUUUGUAUUUGCAGAAUAAUUUGUUAUCAUCUUUUGCUCCAGGUGGCUCAUUAGAAAAUUUAAAUAACCUUAAAAUAUUAAAUAUCAGCUCGAAUCAAUUCGCAGAGUUGCCAAAUGAAAUAAAUGAACUGAAAUCUUUGGAGAUUCUUGAUAUUAGCAAUAAUCGAUUAAAAAGAUUACCUUUUGUUAUUGGAGAUUUGAAAAAUUUACAAUAUUUAAAUGCUUCAUUUAAUAAUUUAUUAAAUUUACCGAGUGCUAUUGGAAAUUGUCAAAAUUUAAAGAUAUUAAAUUUAAAAUCGAAUAAAAAUUUGAAAGAAUUACCUAUAGCUUUAGGGAAACUCACUUGCCUUGUAGAACUAGAUUUGGAUCCUACAAUUGUUUAUCCUCCCCCUGAAACAUGUAAAAAUGGAAUUAAUGCCAUAUUAUUAUUUUUGCAAAAAGAAUUUUCGAGUAAUUCAAACAGUCCAUCGACAUCUGCAGCAGCUUGCUGCAAUGAUUUGCCCAUCAAUAAUAAUAAUGCAGAUAAAAAAUUGCAAGAAAGAAAUCAAAAUUUACGAUUAUCAUUCGAGAAAAAACUUAUCGAUAAAAAUUAUAGAUUAUUCGAGUCGCAGGAGAAUAAAGAUAAAAAAACAAAGAUGUAA